Molecule: messenger RNA, 138 nt
Organism: Nyctereutes procyonoides (raccoon dog)
Lineage: Eukaryota; Metazoa; Chordata; Mammalia; Carnivora; Canidae
Product: thymosin beta-4-like
Exons: 1
Coding region: 4-138 (44 amino acids)
Biological process (GO): regulation of cell migration; actin filament organization
Cellular component (GO): cytoplasm
Molecular function (GO): actin monomer binding
Source: RefSeq, a predicted model, not a curated record
ACCAUGUCUGACAAACCCUAUAUGGCUGAGAUUGAGAAAUUGGGUAAGUCAAAAUUGAAGAAGACAGCAACACAAGCAAAAAAUCCACUGCCUUCAAAAGAAACAAUAGAACAGGAGAAGCAAGCAGACACAUCCUAG